AUGAGGACGAUGCUGCAUGCGGUCGCCAUCGUGCUGACGGUGCUGUUGCUUCUCAUCAGACCUCGAUAUACCUUUGCAGCAGUUUGCUAUAAGCGUGUAACUACACCAUUCCUGCCAAGUGGUAAGAUCAAAUCCAAUAACUCCACCAACCUGGCGUGCCACGCGUACUACGCCGACCCUAAAUACAAACGAGACCCGGAGAUCGAUCUUGAUGAUGAAGAAAUAGGAAAUCAACCUCUUGAAUAA
Danaus chrysippus (African queen) is the source of this 246-nucleotide messenger RNA. Lineage: Eukaryota; Metazoa; Arthropoda; Insecta; Lepidoptera; Nymphalidae. The record is from the annotation of a GenBank genome assembly.